AUGCCUUUUCUCUUUUUUCUCUUGGAGGAGCUUGCUGGUGUCUUUUUCCUGGAUUUAACAGCAAUGGAACCGAAACAUUCCUCGGAUACGAUGGGAGAAAAUUUUGAUUUUAGCUUCAACGAGGAGCGCGAUAAAUGGCUGAUUGCGAAAAAUGCGCUGAUGACAUUCGCUGAGGAUAAAGAUAUGCCGAAGUACUAUCAUCAGCGUUUUCGACUGUUCUCGAAACUGAAUAAGGGUAUUCUGAUGGAUCGCGAAGGAUGGUAUUCUGUGACGCCGGAAAAGAUUGCAGCGCACAUCGCGGAUCGUGUUGUAAUCAAAGAAAACGCUGUGAUACUGGAUGCUUUUGCUGGUGUUGGAGGCAAUUCUAUACAAUUUGCACGCAAAGGCGCUUAUGGUACAUCGCCCUACGAUUCCAUUCCUUAA
Gongylonema pulchrum is the source of this 423-nucleotide messenger RNA. NCBI's taxonomy places the organism in Eukaryota, Metazoa, Nematoda, Chromadorea, Rhabditida, Gongylonematidae. The record is from the annotation of a GenBank genome assembly.